Molecule: messenger RNA, 3390 nt
Organism: Alternaria arborescens
Lineage: Eukaryota; Fungi; Ascomycota; Dothideomycetes; Pleosporales; Pleosporaceae
Exons: 3
Coding region: 1-3390 (1129 amino acids)
Molecular function (GO): nucleic acid binding; protein binding
Source: RefSeq, a predicted model, not a curated record
AUGCCACCCAAAACCGCAGGCAGAAAAUUCGGCGACGAGUUUAAAGCCGAGUUACUUCGUGAGAUGGAGGCUUCUACAUCCACCGGCGAUAUAUGCAUGAGAUGCGGUAAGGACACGCACGGUCAUAUCAACGAAUGUACCGAGAAUUUUAGCCAAGUUUGGUCGAAGGGGAAUUAUAAGUUCGCACCAGCGAUAGAAAGGGUGCUCGCCGAAGAGUGGUUCCAGGACCAACGCACUAGAAUUAUCAAAGAGAGAGUUCAGCCUGAAGCAGAUAACCCGACCGAAAGUGGGGUCCGAACAGUCAACCCACCCAUCGCAGUAGAUAUGCCAUCUAGCAGUGCCUCUGGAAAUACAUCCGACACGCCCGCCAAGAACAGAAAGACCAUUCCGACCGAUAAUGUCGGCUUAGUCGAGUACGAGAACCACACAUUAGAAGUUCAAGAGAUUCCAGACGCGAUUCCCGAAGAGGGUUUGCCUAAGGUCGGAACUGAGCUGGUAGGUUCAUCAGCAUCUCUGGGCAAGCUCAACGUCAUCAGCAACUAUGUACGAGUGCUCAAAGUACCCCCUCAGCUCCAUACGUAUACCUUGACAUUCUGGAGACUAAGCAUUGAUCCAUUGAAGGCUGGAGUGCGUGUUGAGCUCAAGAAGCGACUAGAGCUGGAGCGUGCGUUCAACGCCAUGCACGCGGCGAAUAAGCUGGGUUUGAAGGAGAGCAAAAAGGCAUGGGCAACUGACUUCAGGAGCCUUUGGUGCGAUUCUGCUAUGAAGGGGCCGGGCCAAGAGGACACUGAGUGGGACACGUCAGAAUUCGACUGCAAACUUCUUGAUGGUCGGACCUAUAAAGUUCACGCGACAUUGAAGAAGGGUGAGGUUUUGAGCGAUGUCGAAAAGGUACUCCGCUUGGAACAUAUCUCCAAGAGUAACGACUACGUUCGAGCUUUGAACGCCUAUGUAGCGCAGUGUGUCCGCCAUUACAACAAUGACUCCACUGUAUCGAUUACGCAACUCGGCGCGAACAAGUUUUACCUUGAUCAAGGCUUCAAGGAUAUGUUCGGUCGCAACAACAAGAACCUAGGGCUGCGUACAGUUCGCGGCUACUACAUGUCGAUCAGACCCGGGGCUUCAGGCUUAUUGCUCAACGUCAAUGUGGCCACAACGGCGUUCUUAUCCCCCGUACUUGUUUCGGACUUGUUGAAUUUGUUGCCGAAGCAAGACGUCGAGAAGAUGUUGAGAGGUAAGCGGGUGAGACUAGCUUACCGUCGUCAAGACUUUGAAGACAACAAGGAGGCCGGUUUCUCUAUCAACGACGAGCUCCCACGCACAAAGGUCUUCCAACAGUUCGGCCUAGCUGCGUCCAAACAGACGUUCUUCACAGUUCUUGGCAAGGACAGAACCAGCAAAGGCCACGUAGGUUCAACUGACAGGGGAACCUCUGUUCUCAAAUACUUCCGAGACAUCAAGGUAAAAAUGCCAGGAGGAACUGAAAAUGACCUCCAGUGUGUCAACGUUGGCAAGCGUGUCAAGUCGCCUGGAAGUAAGGAGCCGAAAGAUAUGCGUCUGCAAUCUAUAGACGGCGCGCAGUGGAUUCCUGCGUGUCUCCUCGAGAUACUGCCUUACCAACCCAUGACAGGGCAGAUGAGCCCUGAGCAAACCACCGAGAUGUUGAAUCAUGCUCUGCACCUGCCAGCGAAGAAUGCAGCUCUGAUUGAACGAGAAGGCUUGCGAAUCCUUGGCCUCAAGCCCCAAGCUGGUGCUGGAAGCACCCAACAACUUGGGGAUUUGGGGUUCCAACUCAACUCAAAGCUGAUAAGGUUUUCAGCCAAGAAGCUACGCCUGCCUCGUCUUCUUUAUGAGCGACAAUCCGAGAAUACUACCACCAAGCUCGUGCCAAAAAUGAACGAAGAACGAGCAUCCUGGAACUUACAAGGUGCUGCUUUCACGAAGCCACGCACGCUCAACGAACUUCAUGUUCUUCCUAUGUCGGGAUGCUUUAGGCCUAAACAGAAAUCGACAAGUAAAGAUAUCCGAGACGACUUCACCUCACAGCUCAAUUCACAUCAUGUCCGUGCUGUAGCUGGAUAUGUGCCCAGUUACAAUUACACAAGUGACGGGCUAGAAUCGAAACUCCAGGUUUGGUUUAGCGAGUGUAAGAAGGAUGAUUGCACAGUUGUGCUACUCCAGAAGAAGAACUUUGACAUAUACGCUAAAAUUAAGCGGGCUGGUGACUUCUUAGGACAUCAUACGAUCUGCGCUGUUGGGGAGAAGAUUGCGGAUGAUGGUGGACUUCGUUCGCAGCAUUUCUCUAACAUGGCUCUCAAGGUCAACUUGAAGCUGGGCGGCGACAAUCACUGGCUUAACGAUGACGACUUGAACGAGGUACUCGUAGGAGAACUCCGAAAUAACACCAUGAUAUUAGGAUCGGAUGUCACUCAUCCUGGCCACGGCGCGAAGAUCGGUACUCCGAGCAUCGCCUGCGUCGUGGGUACGGUCGACGCUAAAUUCAUGAGCUAUCGCGGUUCCAUGAGGCUCCAAGCCGGCGGCCAGGAGCAAAUCGACGAAGCCAACCUUUGCAGUAUGAUAAUGGAACGGCUCGAGACCUGGAAGUCACACAACAAUGAGAAACUUCCAACAAUGAUCUUGUUUUAUCGUGACGGCGUCUCUGAGUCACAGUUCGCCGCCGUAGAAAAACUCGAGAUUCCACAGAUCAAGGAGGCGUACGAGAAGGCUGGAGGGAAACCUGACCAGCUCAAGGUAUGUUUCCUUGUUGUCAGUAAGCGUCAUCACACACGCUUCUACGCUGCCGACAAGAAGACCUCAUACGACUCCAGGGAGAAAAUUCAGAACGCCCCAAAGGAUGGACCUCAAUAUAGGUUCUAUGUCAACGGUAACGUCAAAGCCGGGCUUCUUGUGGAUGAUAUCGUCACAGCGCCCAAACCCACCAACUUCUUCUUGCAAUCCCACUGCGCGAUCAAGGGUACCGCACGUUCAGCUCAUUACUAUGUGCUCCGCAACGAUACCAACAUCAGCGAAGCGAAUCUGAAGCAGUUGACGAUGAUGCUCUGCUACACCUUCGGACGAUCUACCACCGGGGUCUCGUACGCGACGCCCGCAUAUGUAGCCGAUAGACUAUGCGACCGGGGCAGAUCCUACAUACGUCUCUGGGCAGAGAACGAACUCGCAGAACCUGUCUUUACGUACGAGAAGUACUAUGGUGCCGAUGGAAACGAACGAAAGGCCACCGACAAGGAGAUCUUGGACGAGAAGAACGCGAUGGUCAAGAAGUUCUUGCAUUCACACGUGUGGGGUGACAACUACAACGAUGAUCCAAAUAGUCCACAGAGGCUGAACCCAUGGCACCCGAACCUUGACGAAGGUAUGUUCUGGAUGUGA